AUACAGGUGGAGCUUGUAAGUCAAGGAAACAACCGCUCCAGAACUUAAAAACAUACAAGAUGGCGUCGCACGUCUCAGUUCGUUCAGCAUACUCUACGGCUAGUUCUGCAUUUUACCAAAGUACUAUUACCAGCACUGGUUUACAAAGAGAAACUUUUGGUGAUCGUUUGCAUCAAACUAGGCUCUGGCUUUACAACCCAGAAGAUGGAACUGUCAUGGGUAGAACCCCAAAGGAUUGGGCUAUUUACAUUUUCUGCAUCUUUGCUUUCCUGAUUGGACUUAUUGGCAUGUCUGCUACAUUUUGUACUAUACUCUACUGGGCUGUUGGCUGGAAUCAUCCAACUUUACAAGGAGCUAGUAGUAUAUUACAGACUCCAGGGAUGUCAUUUAGACCUCAGCCCUACCUUGGGUCAACACUAGUUCGUUUCAUGAAAGGAGACCCCACGACAUACACUCACUAUCUUGACCACAUUGAGGCAUAUAUUCAAUAUUAUGAAAAUCAGUUGCAAGUUGGAGACCGCUACAAAGACUGUAGUGAGAUAAGAAAUAGACGAACUGAGGAGCUGGAUAAAGUCUGUGUUUUUGAUCCCAUUGUUCUUGGUGGAGAUUGCGUCAAACAGCAGAACUAUGGCUUUGAUGAUGGCCAGCCUUGUAUCUUGUUGAAGUUAAACAGGAUUCAUGGUUGGGUACCGGAAGAGUUUACGCCAGAAACAGUUCCUGCUUUAAUCAAGGAUGACUGGGACUCUGACGAUCCAUGGUGGAUUCAUGUUCGAUGUGAUGGGGAUGAUGAUACCACAAGAGAGAACAUGGGUGAUCUGUCCUAUUUCCCUCAACAAGGCUUCCAUUUCAAAUACUUUCCUUUCCUCAACCAGCAAGGCUAUAGGUCACCUCUCAUGUUUCUUAGGUUUGAGAACCCUCAUCCUGGCUUCCUCUUAAUGAUGACUUGCAGAGCGUUUGCCAAGAAUAUCAUUCAUGACAGAGUGGAGCAGGUUGGCCAGGUCCACUUUGAAGUUAUAGUUGAUUAGUCAUAUUGAAACUUCAAAAUUUACAUUCCAUUAAUGUCACAGUUUAUAUUUGAUUGACUUUAGGAUUUGUGUAUUCAUUUUAUGUUUUUAUUUUUACAAUACCUCUAUUCAACUCCUAACUUUGUGGAAACAAAAACCUUCUGGCUGGGCAAAUCCUGCGGAUCUCAAAUAUGGCUCUAACAAUUUUCCUAGAAACUUGACAGUUGCUGUAUAUUGUUGAGAAAAGAAUUACUAGCUCAUUAGCCACACUGGGGAAACUCUAGUUUGGCCAUUAUAAUUUUUCAAUGUAAAAUAAAUCAAUUUAAAUUUGGCUAGAGAACUAGAAAAUAUCUUGAAUAGACAAUAUGUCUUCUGGUAUUUCUGCAUUAAACAUUAUAUGAUAGUUCCAUGAUUAUAUUAUUCAAGAGUUUAAUAAAUUAAUGUUAAGGAACAUUUUGCACACCAUCUUCUAAGUCUAGAUCUAAUGGCCUAUCAUUUGAAUAUUAUAAAGUGUAGUAGAUCUAUACAUUUGCUAAACCAGGAUUCUUUCUUGGAAGGGGGUGGGGGAUAUUCAAUUUUUUUAAAUCUACCAUUUGUUAGUUAUUAAGAUAAAAAUUAUAGCUUUAUAAGAUGUUUAGAGGAAGUAUUUUAUUUGUUCCAAAGUGUUUUUAAUGUUUUUCCUGCAUGUAAUGAUUAAUUAGCCAUCUUGGAAUGUGAAAAUUGACAUUCCAUUAAUGUCACAUUUAUUUUUGUUAGGUUUAGUUUAGGAUUUGUAUAUUUGUUGUGUUUUUUUUUUCUAUGUUCUUGUUUCUACUGCUGGUACUAGUCAUGUUAAUGAAAGAUUUUUUUCUUUGUAUACAUUCAAACUUUAACAUUUACAAUUGCUAGUCAGUUGAAAUACCCACCAGUAUUUGUUCUUUAGCAAAGCAAAAUUUUAUAUAGCAUAAUUAUGAUUUCAAAGUCAAAGCUUUAAUUAUCAACAGUGUGAUAUUUUGUGUUCCAAAAGUUUAUAUAUAUUUAUAUAUAUAAGCAAGAUCUUAAUGUGUCAUUGAAGUUUGUAAGCUCCUGAUGUUUUUUUUUCUUUUGAAAGCAUUUAUUUGUACAAUUGCAUCAUUAUUAUUUUACUAAUAUUUAUGAUACAUUUUAGUUUUUGUAAUUUUAUUUUGUCUGAGAAGGUUACGCUAAAUCUUUAGCAAAUCUGAUCACAAUGUACUUUUACAACACACCAUCUUGAUUCCAGUAAAAAAAAAUUUCUUCAGUGUUAUAAUUGUUUUCAAUAGUACCCUUUGAUAACUGAUUCAGAUGAGAAUAGCAACAAUUCUGUAUAUAAGCAUGUCCUUUUUAUACCCCAACCUUCAUUGCUAUCUUUUAAAUUGUGACACUUUCCCUAAGAAUAUAACAUUAAUCAUAAAAUUUGUUGGGAAAAUACUAUAAGUUUUCUUUCUAUUUUUUAUUACUUUAUACUGGUACUACUUUGCCAUUUCACAUCAGCAUUUAGAUUGAAAGCAACUUUUAAAAACUACACUCAUAAUAUUUUUUUCUUUAAAAUGAAACAUUUAAAAAAAAACAUUUUUUUCUUUCAUGUGCAUAAUAUUUUUCUUUCAUCUUAUUAUGUUUGAUGACAAAAAAAGUUUUUUCAUAUUCAAUUUUUAUAAUAAAUAUUAUAUUUUGUUCUCUAA
Biomphalaria glabrata is the source of this 2683-nucleotide messenger RNA. RefSeq names its product sodium/potassium-transporting ATPase subunit beta-1-like. Gene Ontology annotation, cellular component: sodium:potassium-exchanging ATPase complex. NCBI's taxonomy places the organism in Eukaryota, Metazoa, Mollusca, Gastropoda, Planorbidae. Bases 60 to 1025 code for a protein of 321 amino acids. Gene Ontology annotation, molecular function: ATPase activator activity. The transcript is spliced from 6 exons. The record is from RefSeq and is a predicted model, not a curated record. Gene Ontology annotation, biological process: intracellular potassium ion homeostasis; potassium ion import across plasma membrane; sodium ion export across plasma membrane.